Nematostella vectensis (starlet sea anemone) is the source of this 4015-nucleotide messenger RNA. RefSeq names its product frizzled-9. NCBI's taxonomy places the organism in Eukaryota, Metazoa, Cnidaria, Anthozoa, Actiniaria, Edwardsiidae. The transcript has a single exon. Gene Ontology annotation, biological process: canonical Wnt signaling pathway; non-canonical Wnt signaling pathway. Gene Ontology annotation, cellular component: plasma membrane. The record is from RefSeq and is a predicted model, not a curated record. Gene Ontology annotation, molecular function: Wnt receptor activity; Wnt-protein binding. Bases 1149 to 3113 code for a protein of 654 amino acids.
AAUAUUAAGAUUCGCUUAGGCAAAAGUGUUAAACAUAAAUAAAUAAUUCACAUCGUGGUUUAUGUCGACUAAAUCAAAUCAACGAUAUUGAUAUAAUACGUAAUAUUCUCUCUACCUGAUAUUGGUUAUAUCCUUCGAAGUGUCAGGCUAAAAAUCGAAGUCUGAAAAUGUAAAACUUGUGCCAGUAAUUUACCACAAAUUUUGAAUGAAACUUUCGCUGAGUGUGAAGGUCGAACGCUUUAGUCUGUCUUUUGUUUUCUCUUAAAGUUAUCCGUGUUUUCUCGUACUUCAAUAUGUCAAGAAGCGAAACAAAAUCGCACUUGACCUUUGAGGAAUCGCUUUUUUACAGAUUUCUUCUUAACUCUCAUUGACAAACGUCCAGCGUAAUAACGCCUGAAGCAACAAUCGCUUAAAAAUUGGAUAUGCAGAAAAUGGGUUAAAUUGUUAGUGUCUUACGAACUUAAUGAGUUAAGGGACACUUAUUAAGCUAGGGACUCCAUUAAACUUAUGCUUUGUUCGCGAAAUUUUCAUAAAUAGCUCGCUUGCUUUCCGACACAAAAGCAGUCACUAUAGAGCUAUCAACGCAAAGCAGAUAAUUUUAUGAGUUAACCCCAAGUCAAGGCAGAUUUUCUACGCAGACCAAUUAGGAAAUACUAGAAAAGUUAACUAAUCAUUUCGUCAAAUUUUUCAGCGUCAGAAUUUAUGAAGUUGAAGGGGAAACUAAUUUCAGCGUGGUCACAGAAAGAUGGCUGUGACAAAGAGCAGGGUUUGUGUCAUCAACUUUUCAAUUAACCCUAAUCUGCGAGCAGGGCCGGCUUCUUUUAAUCUAGCAAGAUGUGUUUUGAUUGGCCAAAAGGCGAACAGCUAAUGAGCCGACCAAUCAAUGUUCAGAAAUCUCAAAGACGUUAUUGACACAUAUGACAGUUUUAUUAGAGAUUGGUUUCCCAUUCAUGAAAAUUAGAUCGUGUCGGUCGGGUAGCGUAACAACAAUCAGCGACUGCAGUCGGGGCUGGCUUUUUUGGGUUCACAGAGACCACAAAGAGAGACAGUGAAAACACGACAAAGGAGACGCUGUGAAAGUUAUUUGUAUUAUCGGCGGGGUUCUCGAAGUUUAAGUCUAGUGUUACAGGCACUGUGACUGAAGAGAUAUGGGGGCUAAGCGUUUAGCUCUAAUCCUCUUGCUGUUUAUCACCGUGAGUGCUAUGGUGUAUGGACAGCGAUCAGAAGUACCUAACAGCAAAUGCACUCCGAUAACUAUCCCUCUUUGCAUGGGGAUCGGUUACAACGCGACGCGCUUUCCGAACUUCCUAGCGCAAGAAAGCCAAGAGGAAGCCGCGAAAAGGAUUCACGAAUUCAAACCCUUGAUUGCGGUGAAUUGCGCGCCUCUUCUACGCUUUUUUCUGUGUUCGGUUUUCGUUCCGAUGUGCACGAAGGAAGUGAACGUCCCUAUCUACGCGUGCCGGUCUAUGUGUGAGUCAGCGCGCGAUGGUUGUUCGCCGAUGAUGCAGCGUUUUGGCUUCAACUGGCCGGAUACUUUGGACUGCGAUAGACUCGCGAAGAAGGGCGACCCACGAGCUAAGAGUGACCCAACAAAGUUAUGCAUGGCGGCGCCAAACAUCAAACAAACGGCGCCUUUAAACGAAAGCGAUAUUUGGAGCAACUUCGAGUCCCUGGGCCCUGAAUUCAAAAAAAUGUUCAAGAACCUUGCGGGUAAAAUCCCGAAGAAGGAAAAGGACAAAGAUACAAAUGAACCCCCUACUGGCAAGUAUGAUAUCGACCUUAAUGGGGGGUCACUGGACAACCUUAACAAAUCGACAAUAGAAGCCCUUGCACUGCAAGCGUGUAGAAACAACACAGGUCCUCUUCGAUACAAAUACACCUAUGUCGAGAAGUACGAUCAGUGCGUCCCCCAAUGUAAAAGCGACCUGAUGUUUUCAUCCAACAACAAACGGUUCGCCAAUGUGUGGAUAUCCGUAUGGUCGGUGUUGUGCUUUAUUUCAACUGCUGUUACGGUGCUUACGUUCGUCAUCGAUACUUCUCGCUUCAAGUACCCCGAGAGACCUAUCAUAUUCUUGUCUCUCUGCUAUAAUUUGUACUCGUUAGGCUACAUCGUGCGCGUGACGGCCGGUCGUAACGAAGUCAUCUGCGACGAGACCGAGAGUUUUGUCAUCCGCGCUGGGAUGAACAUAGCGGACCAUGCAUGCUGCUCGGUCGUGUUUCUUUUGUUGUAUUAUUUCGGCAUGGCAUCGGCGGUAUGGUGGGUUGUGCUGACAUUCACGUGGUUCCUAGCAGCGGGAAGAAAAUGGGGGCAAGAAGCGAUUGAGCGAAAGGCCACGUACUUUCACGCCGUGGCUUGGACAGUACCAGCAAUACAGACUAUAAUGGCGUUGAUAAUGCGAAAAGUCGACGCGGAUGAACUGACAGGUCUUUGCUAUGUGGGAAACAUGGAUUACGAGAAUCUAGCAAACUACGUGCUAACACCACUCUGCCUGUAUCUUCUCGUAGGGACCUUUUUCCUUCUAGCAGGAUUUGUUUCGCUAUUUCGUAUCCGCACCGUGUUGAAAAACAAGGAGACGAACACAGACAAACUUGAAAAGCUCAUAGUGCGUAUUGGAGUAUUCAGUGUGCUUUAUACGAUCCCAGUUUCUGCCGUGAUCGCGUGUUCAUUCUACGAAUACAAUAAUAUGGACGUGUGGAAAGUGCGCGCGCCGUUUAACACUUAUAUUUGCCGCGGUGAUCAGGCAUGUCUUGAGAACUACGGCCCCAGUAUCGAAGUUUUCAUCGUAAAGUACUUUAUGCUCCUGAUUAUCGGUAUCACAUCUAAUAUGUGGAUUUGGUCUACAAAAACAUUCAAGUCGUGGCGGAAGUUUUACUCUAAACGAAAGGGAGGGGAGGCGAAGAAAAAAGUGGACUAUAGCGCGGGAAGCGCACCUCCUAAGAACUCCCUUCAGGUACAUAUGCCCCCCCCAUCAGUGCAACCCGUGUAUCACCACACUUCAGCCUUCGCGCCAAUCGCGCCUUCACCUGCUACUAGAUCUGUAGGGAGUUCUCCGGCACCGAACUCUUUGACAUACAGUAAAAACAGCGGGCUAAACCCCAUGGUGACUGUCUAAAUAGAACCCACAAGAGGCCAGCGGAGAGAGCUGUAAACUUGUGAACAAAGACUUUAAAGUAAGCGCUGAGAAACAAUACUCAUUGCUUCUGGAAAUGCUAUUAGGGGAUCCAGUUAAUUGGCGCUCCGGGUUGUAUAUUUUGACCCUUGACGAAUGCGGAAUCGUUUAAUUCUAUUCGCGUCGGGUCUUUGGGUGUCUCCUUGGCAAGCUAUGUAAACACCUGAACUAAAAACCGUGUGGAAAUAGGGCGCGAUUUCAUCAGACGUUUGUAAUUGGUUUUACUUUUGCCAAGAAUGUUUUUGUUUUGGAAUAGUUUAAUGAUAUCGAGCUUAUCUCUAAGAAAAACUAACACCUUCAAAUAGGCACGUGGUAUCUAGCAAUCAGUUUAAUAACUUCCAGUAAUUUUAGAUCUUUUGAUAAAGAAGACAUAACAGUAUUUUUGUUAUCGAAAAAAUCAACCAAGAAUCAGUCGUGCGUUAGGUGUAUGAAGCAAGAUGUAUUUAGUUUGAACAAUGAAAGCUUUUGUGAACUCUUUUGAAUAGGCACAUUAGGAACUAACUCCAAAAACAAACAAAUAUGUUUAUGAAUACUUUAAUAAUCAGCGAGAAUUUUUGCUUGAUUUAAUUUGAUAAACCCUUUAUCACUAUUAGACUUGGGUUCAAAGAUGUCCUCGAUUCAUGCAAAUAGCACCAGACUGCCCUGUCUAUGUAAUGAUUUGCAAUUUAAAUGAUAUAAAAGUGUCAUCGAAUUUUGCCUCGAGUGAAUCCACAUUAAAACGAUUUAGUCUAUCGUCUGUAAUUUGAUUCACGUCGCUUAAGGCAACCCUAUCUAUCACGUUCUUAAUACCCUUAUACAAAGACUAAUAAAUUGAAUUUCACUUAAAUAAAUGUAUUCGUGCUUCA